Molecule: messenger RNA, 1502 nt
Organism: Xyrauchen texanus (razorback sucker)
Lineage: Eukaryota; Metazoa; Chordata; Actinopteri; Cypriniformes; Catostomidae
Gene: rps19bp1
Product: ribosomal protein S19 binding protein 1
Exons: 5
Coding region: 572-1018 (148 amino acids)
Cellular component (GO): nucleolus
Molecular function (GO): enzyme binding
Source: RefSeq, a predicted model, not a curated record
GGCAAGUCAGUCCACUCGGCGGCGUUUUAUGUAAACAAGUGGAGCUUCUAUCUACGUGAAUGGGGAAAGAGAAAAAUCUUUAAACCAAUUGGUCAAGAUUACGAUCAGAGAACAUAUUUCAAAUAAACUUUUAAAAUAUGAGAACAAUGGUAUCAUAAACAAUUAUUUAGCUCAGAACGCGUUAAACGCUAUUUUCCAGACUGUUCUAGCUGAUGCGCAUGCGCGGUCUCGAGUUGACUGACGGACGAUGUCUGUAAGGCGGGACUACUGUUUCUACAUCCGGCAUGUUUGGUGUUCCGAUUUCUCUCGUUCAUUUAAAUACGAGUGUUCUGUCUCGAGCUUGUUAAAGAUAUCAACGUUACUCCAUGUCAUCUUCUCACUAUGAGCCACUUGUUUUUUUAUUUUGCAGUUUUUUUUCUUUCUAAUUUAAAAUGCUAAAAAUCACACAAUCCGCUAAAAACAUAAGCCAAUGCGAGUAUAAACACUUGUGAUCGGAAAAAGAAAACAGCCAAUUUAAUGUAUUGGAAUAAGAGCACUAGAACUCACUUAAAACUAGACAUUUACUUUUAUAAUGUCAGCAUCACUGAUCCGAAGAGGACUUGAAUUAUUCAACGAGAAAGAUGGACAGAAGCGUAAGCAGCAGAACAGUCCUCAUAAAGCGUCACUGAUGAAUCGGAUCAGCUCUAAUAAACAGAGCGUUCACAAACAGAUCCGUCGACUGAAGAAUCCGAGAGGAGCAGCGAAGAGUAAAACUACAGUUAAAGACAAACACAUCAAAUAUGCUCUGGAUGAAUACAGGAAGAAACAGAAGAAGAGUCAGCUGACCUCAAAUCUGGAGUACUUCCUGAGCACCGAUUACAAAACACAAACCAGCCACUCCUCAAAGAUCAUAAAGCAGAAUUCCGGUCGUCGUGCGUGUCAUCAGCCGGAUCUGCCCGACUCUAAACCAAAGGAGAAAUCUGUUUUCACCGAGGAAGAGUUCCAAAAGUUUCAGAAAGAAUAUUUUUCAAAUCUUUAGUGUCUUCGAGGAGCAUUUAAUGACAAUAACACGCUUUCCUGGGAACGUUCACUCGGAAUGAUCCGUCAUUGAUGCAGUUAUUCCAUUUUACUAAUAAAACACGUGCUGAUGUUUAUUGUCAAAUGUGACUUUGCAGAAUGAAUCUGAUUGUUUGAGUUUCUUGAACGAUGCAUCUUGUUGACCGAUGAGAAACGGCGUGUUUUGUGACCCAUCCUGUUUCAGUAAAUGCUCAAAGGUUUCUGGGUAAAUGACUCCUGACUGAAACUGGACUCAAGACUCGCACACACAUUUUUACGUUUGGGAAAAUCCACCCAUAUGUGCAUCACGUCAGAGCCACAGUCUGUUAAACAUAUUUUAGAGGACUGUAAUGUUUCGGCUCCUUUGGCCAAAUACUUCUAUUCCGUUGACGCCCUUGAAAAGGUUUUUAACCAAAUUAAUCCGAAUUUAGUUUCAGUUUUUAGCAAAAACGUCUCUCACGCACACA